CCAGCAGACGGCAGUAGACAAACACACAGCGGCACUGAAUGACAGAAGAAUAACAUGUGGGAGAAACAUGGCGUCCUGCAGCAGGUUGCCCUUGCAUCCUCUCCUCUCCAGUACAUCAGCACGCCUCGUCUGUAACAGAAAUGUCCAGGUCGAAGCUUCCACAGCUAAGAGUUUGUAUCCACCCAUUCUGCCCUCUCGAACCGCGAAGAGUAAGUCUGCAAAGAGGCGUGUGGCCGUUGAGUUCUUCGAGCAGCUGCGCGCGUGCACGGCACAGGAGAAGAUCCGAGCGCUCACUCGCGUUCAGCGCAAGAAGUACGUGAUUUACCCACAGACAUUUGCUCUCAACGCGGACAAAUGGUAUCAGCACUACACCAAAACGGCAUAUGUCAGCGGUCUGCCCGAGAAAUACACCGCGUCAACAAAUGCGGAGUCGGCAGCGGUGGUUGGUGAGUCUGUGCUGUCUGAGGUGAAAUCUUUAGUCUGCGACUCCCUCUUACAGGAACACUGGUACGUGAAGAAAGGGAAGGCUUUCACCCAUAAACAGCAAGAGCAAUUCGUCACUCCGUUGUUAAGGAACAUUGUGUGUGGUCUGAAAAACCUUCUGGCCAAAGAAAACUCAGUGCUGAGUCAGUCUAGUUUAGAUUUUGACCCCCAAGUUAACUAUUACUGGUUACGGGGAGAAAGGACUAUCCCAGAGGGCCACAGAAGAGGACGGGUCGAGCCUAUGAGGUUCCAGAUUGAUGACAAACCUCACAGUCAGAUCAGAAUCCCACAACAACUUCCUGAGUUUGUUCCUCUUGAGGCAGAGAUCUCUGCUGAAGUUCCUGAUAUCACUUUGGCUCCUGACCAGCUCCCGUUGUUUAGGAGACAGUAUGACAACAACAUCUUCAUAGGUGCCAAACUGGAAGAUCCAUGCGACUAUGGUCACACACAGUUUCACAUGGUCCCUGAUAGGUUCCGCAGGGACAAAAUGAGCAAGAGAGGCCUCUCUGAUCAGGUUGAGGUGUCACUGAGAGCCAACAGUAUUGCCAGCCUGUUCGCAUGGACGGGUGCACAGGCUAUGUAUCAAGGUUUUUGGAGUGAAGAGGAUGUGAGCAGGCCAUUCGUGUCUCAGGCUGUCAUCACGGAUGGGCAGUUCUUCUCAUUUUUCUGCUAUCAGCUCAAUACUCUGGCUUUGAGUCCAAGGGCUGAUGUCAACAAUAGCAGGAAGAACUUAUGCUGGGGCACAGAAAGUAUGCGUCUGUAUGAGAGAAUCACAGACGGAGACAUAGUGGGCUUGAAUGAUGCCGUUCUUAAACUGCUGCUGCAGUUUUUAUUAAACAAACCACAGUGUUGAAAAUGCUGAAGAAUGGAAAUAUGAUUUGACUGUUCUGCGUGUCAAUAAACAUAAUAUAUGCAGCUGCAUGUUAUUUUUGUCUUCAUUUAAGUUUAAGAACUUAAGUGCCAAAAAUAGAACAGAAAAUUAAAAGAUUGUUGAAAAAUCAACAAUGCAGUCAUUUUUGUAUUUAAAGGAAUAGCUCACCCCAAAAAAGUUAAGGUAAUCCUUAUGAAUCAAGCAGUUUGAUUCAUAUCUUCUGAAGAUGUACGAUUGCUUCAUAUGAUAGAAAAACCUCAUUGGCUCUCAUGCAUCAAGCAAUGCUGAGCUUCCUUUGACCUCUGUGUCUGUGUUAAUCAAUGUUUAUAUAUGAAUAAAAGAUAAAUUAUAUUAUUACAUUAUAUGAAGCGAUUUAAGUCUUUUAAUAAAGUCAUCAGAAAAGGAAUCAGUUUUAUCUAUAGUUGACCUUUAUUAAAUUGAUUUUCAAAAGGUCAUAUGAACACUUCAACUUUAACAAUAACACUAUAUUGAAUAUUAUGAAAACAUGCCUUAUACGGUUAUAUUUAGAUGCCUUAUUCUUAUAUUCUACUUAUAUAAGAAUAUAUAUGAUAUGUGACAGAAUUAGUUUAGGCAAAAAUCCUUAUUGCUUAUUACUGUGAUUCAAGCCACAAGUUUCUAAAGCAGAAUAAAAGGGAUAUGCAUCACACAUUUUUUUUUUU
This is a messenger RNA of Labeo rohita (rohu), 2034 nucleotides long. It is a transcript of the gene mrps30, whose product is annotated as mitochondrial ribosomal protein S30. Gene Ontology annotation, molecular function: structural constituent of ribosome. The coding region runs from base 68 to 1336 and encodes 422 amino acids. The record is from RefSeq and is a predicted model, not a curated record. Gene Ontology annotation, cellular component: ribosome; mitochondrial large ribosomal subunit; mitochondrion. NCBI's taxonomy places the organism in Eukaryota, Metazoa, Chordata, Actinopteri, Cypriniformes, Cyprinidae. Gene Ontology annotation, biological process: translation. The transcript has 5 exons.